Molecule: messenger RNA, 270 nt
Organism: Meloidogyne enterolobii
Lineage: Eukaryota; Metazoa; Nematoda; Chromadorea; Rhabditida; Meloidogynidae
Source: the annotation of a GenBank genome assembly
AUGCAGAAUUUUGUGCUCCAAAUUCGUCUAAUCGGUGCUGAGACAGCUCUCCAAUUUCGCGAUGCAUUAAUCGAAAUUCCUUCACCCCACCACACAUUAACAAUUCAUUGGCGUGGAUGGCGUGUUGAUAUAUAUUCUUUACAAUCCCCCUUUGAAGUUCGUGCAUUGGCUGGAAGUGAAAUGUUGAGAAUUAAUUGUUAUCAAGAAGCCUUGACAGUUGAUGUUUUUGCUGAUAGUAUUACUGUAGAUGUUAAAAGAUUGUCUAGGUGA